AUGAGAUAUGAUCCUCCUUCUCCUGAACACCUCACCACUGCACUCACGAUGUCUCAGUCACCGCAAGACUCGUCCUGGAAUCUGCUCGGUCCCCUGGUGACCGAGUACUCAUUUGUCGUCCACUGCAUCUCCCUUGUCUGUUUCUGUCUUGGGCUUCUCUUCCUCAUCCCCAUUACUGUUCUCAUUAUUUUGGAUCUUUUUCUAUGGGUGUGGCGCAUGUACAGGACUCCAACCCCGCCGAACGAGAGACACGGUCACGAUGAUGUGGUAGUUGUGCAAACUGCCCUACCGGACGCCCCGGCUCCGGUGAACCGCCGAACACGCUGA
Molecule: messenger RNA, 327 nt
Organism: Ilyonectria robusta
Lineage: Eukaryota; Fungi; Ascomycota; Sordariomycetes; Hypocreales; Nectriaceae
Exons: 2
Coding region: 1-327 (108 amino acids)
Source: RefSeq, a predicted model, not a curated record